Messenger RNA from Guillardia theta CCMP2712, 1029 nucleotides. RefSeq lists its product as hypothetical. The transcript has a single exon. The record is from RefSeq and is a predicted model, not a curated record. NCBI's taxonomy places the organism in Eukaryota, Cryptophyceae, Pyrenomonadales, Geminigeraceae. Bases 1 to 1029 code for a protein of 342 amino acids.
AUGCCUGGCUUCAUGCGGAAGCUGCGGGAUAUCCAUCGGGGAAGGCCCAUCAGCGCCAAGUUAGCUCCAGCUGAGCCUCCGCAGGAGUUUCUCAGCUCGCGUCCAAUGAGCGCGCAGGUACCAGCAUCGCGCUUCAAGGCAAGAGACAAGAACCGGAGCACAGCACCUCCUAGGAAGGAGGAGAAGAUCAGGAGGAGGAGGAAGAGGAUUUCUUCGAGAGACCAACUCAGCUCAACGCUCAAGGAGAUCAGGAGCUCGUCUCCUCAGAGUGGCACCAGCGAAGUCAGCCUUGGGGAGAGCGUCAGCACCGUGCAGGAGGCAGAGAGCAUGUCGGACUUGGACGAUGAGUUGCUGGACACGUCGGAACUGGCGGAGGAUGAGACUGAAGAUACGGACUCGACCGCAGACAGCCAAGUAAGAGGAGGAGAGGAGGAAAAGGAAGAGGAGGCAACGUUGCAAGAGAACGAUCGGUCGAGGAUCGCGGAGUGGGAGGAACAGCUCCGGCAUGAGCUUGAAAUCUUUCUGAAAAAGCCCGUGAGGAAUGUGGAUCCUACCACUCCUCUUGGGAAGAGAAUGAGGCUGGUGAGGGUCGGACAGCCGCUGGAUGAGAGAUGGGAGAUGGAGCUCAGGGCAAGGCAGGGGAUUGAGAUCAGGAGGCUACAGAACAAGAGCCCGCAGCUGGCGAUGCUUAUGCGAGGCUUCCUGUGGUUUCAGAGCUUCAUGGACUUGCGGUGGAGGAAGCAGUUCUUCUACGUGACCCCCGACUGCGUGCUCCGGUGUCGAGCCUCCGCCAACCAGCCCGACGUCCCCCAGGACGUGGAGCUGAAGAUCUUCAACGUGGUGGACAUGAGCGACAGGCUGAUAAAGUCGGAGGAGUACCUGGUGUCCUUCUCGACCACCAGCUACAAGUUCAACGAGUUCUUGCCGCACCAUGAGAAGACGUUCAAGCUCGUCACUAGAGAGACUCCUCAAUCGUCUCCUCAGGUGCUGCUGCUGCUGCUGCUGCUACUGCUGGCCCCCAGACUCUAG